GUUUCUAUGGCAACGCUACCAGGACGUUGAAACUCAGCGGGGAGUAGAAACUUCAGCCCUGUUUCGGCGAUUAAACGGCGCUCGUCGCCCGUACGAAUUUGAACAUUUUAUUUUUGAAAGCGUCGUGUAAGAGCCGACGCUUGAGUUCGGCAUGUCUGGGUUAAUAAGAGACACUUCCGCGCCCAGUUCAUGGCCAGAGCACAGCGGAGCUGCAACAAGCCCAGUCCCAGCGGAGACGACGAUAGCGCCUUCUGCCGCCGACCAGCACAUCCCAGACGAACUGCUGAUCAGCCUCAGCUCCACUGUCUGCAGCAGCAGCAGCAGCACCGGGCCCGGUUCACAUCACCAGCACUGCAAGGGCUGUGGAGUGAGGCGGCCGGAUGCAGUCUGGCAUCGACCGUUUGGACGUAACAAAUACAGAUACUUUCUGGAGCAGCCAACGUCUGUAACAGGAGCUGGCAGAGAUAUUUCAUUUCUCUGUGAUGCUACGAUAACCCAGAGAAGGGCAGCAACCCUGCCACCGCUGACUGACAGGAGUCACCCUGGUGAUAAUCAGCUCUUGACUGUCUCAGAAAAUCUGAUCCCAGAAGACUAUCGCAUUGUGACGAACAAGGGGCUGCGGAGUCUGGAGUUUUAUGAGGACGCAUUUACUGUGCAGCUACAUGACGAUGAACACAACCUACGGCCCUUUCCAUCACUGAGGCCCAGUGGCAGAUUAGAGGCAGUCCAGCUGAUGAGGACGAUGGACAGCAUGCUGCAGGAGGCUGGCGUAGAUCAGCAGUGUGAGGAGCUGACAGAGCUCUCGCAGAUGGAAGGACUGCUGGAGCUGGUGCAGGUCGAGCAGAAGAUAUACAACAUCGUUUUCCAUGAGCUGAUCAGGCAGGUCAGUGUGGGCUGUGCUGAGAGGGGACAGCUCCUUGCCAAACUCAGGCAUCGCUACCAGUCAUUGCUGGAGCGAAUCCCCUGUCGUCUGAGGGGUCUACACACUGAGGUCGUUGCACAGCGUGCUCUGGACCGGCAGCUUACUGAAGAAAUUCACCGUGUGAAGACAUCCAUUCAGCAGCUCAGCAUAGAGAUGUCUAAGAUCACAGAGCACGAUGCAUUUGUUUUCCACCAGGCAGAACAUGCUCAUCAGCAGCUGGCCGAGGCACUCGAUCAGACUUUCACCAGCUUAGACGUGGUCCGGGGUUACCAUGACCUGUAUGAGCUGCAGAGGGGUCGCCUUGAGGCUCAGCUGCUUCAGGCUACUGAGGAGAGGGACUGCUGGAGCCAGGUCACCUUGCGCCUUGCCCUCAAGGUGAUUAGUGCAAAAAAGUUAAAGCUGGUCAGUCGACUGCACAUCUGUGAGCAGAGCUGGUUCAGGACAGCAGAACACUGCGUCCUUUACCUCACAAAAAAGGACACACAUGAUUUGAAUGUCAUCAUGAAGCUCACACACAACUGGACAAAUCAGCUGACUGCCUUUCUGUCCCAACUGAAGAAGAGCGAACAAACUCAGUGUGAACAGAUCAGCGCCGUUAAGCAAAGCAUCAUCAAGUGGCUGGUCUUCUGCACUGCUGAAAACAAGUGUGCCGAUGCAAAAUACGAGAAAACAAUCUUGGAAACAAUGCAUGAAGAUUUUAAGCAGUGGUUACAUAUUCUAGCCAUCCAGUGUGAGCGCUAUGAAGGCGAUAAUGUCCUUAGCUGCCAGCAAACUUUGGGUGAACUUACCAAUUUCCAGGAGAGGUGGUUCAAUAUGAGCGAUCAGCUGCUGAAAAGACACUUGUCUCCUGACGGCCAACUUCCUGGAGGCUACCAGGUCCUGAGCGAGCUGGAGAGGAUGCUACUUGAGCUCUUCAGAGAGCUGGGUGCCCAGGUCAGCGGAGAGAAUGGAAUCCACAAACAAAUCAUGUCACUGUACAGUCUUAUUGAGUCCUGGGUUCCUAAGCUGGAUGCAGUGAUCAGUCAGCAUGAAACAGUGUCUGUCCCUGAUUGGCUGAAGCUGGAGAAAGCGCUGAACACCUGCCAGAGUUUAGCAGAAGAAGUCUUUAACAUCUCCAGCCUGCAAACAGAUAAAGACACUGAGAAGAUGUUUGACAAAGUGCAGGAGUUCAGAACCAACCUGUCCAACUUUACUAAUGGUGAGAACCAGAGACUCAGUGAAGAAGUUGAUUUCAUUCACAUGGCUCAGACCCAUUGGAUGUUGGAUCUGUUACUCCUCAUGGUGCCUGAUCAUGGCGAGGAUCAAAACCAAAACCAGCAGGAUUCCUGCACUAAAAGCGUGUCUCUAGCAACGUUGGAUGAGAAUUACAAAAUGCUGGUUGAGAAACUGAACUAUUGUUCAAAGUACAUCAGCAGCUCUUAUCAGCUGAUUCUGGAUGAGCAGAUUUCUCAAAACCUGCAUCAAGAUGAGAAUGACAAUGAAAAGAAUGAAUGCACCAAGUUGCAGAUGGAGAGCAUGGAAUGGGUGGAGACCUGCAUGAUCCUCCUGUCAGAUCUGAAAGCUGGUCCUGAUGAGCUGCCCAUCAGGCGACCUGUCACUGUUUCCAGGAGUAACAUCCCAGUUGAUCCAGCGACCAAAUUGGAAACUCAAGAAAAAGUGGAGCCACUGGUUUGUGAAAAAGCAGUGGUGAAGCUGAUUGGCUAUGACGGAAACAUCACUGAGAGAAUCCUGGGAGAGAGUAAUGUCCAUCUGUGUGGGACCCAUGAGCUUGUUGUGACUCCAGUAACAGAUGAAGCUCAGAAAGCUUUUGGUGAACUGACCACAGUGGGGCAACUGCAGGAGGAGCUAUAUGAUUCAGAGCUGCGGGUCCAAACCGCUGAGCAGCGAGCCCUGAAAUCUGAGGAGGCCCUACAGGCCGCCUUUCAGAAAAUUCAGGACCUUGAGAGACAACUCCAGGGUCAUCCCAGUCUAGAGCCCCAGAACGUUGGAAAGACAACAGAAACACCAGCACCUCUCCCACCACCAGUGACUUUAUCUGGACCUCAGCCAGCACCUCCAAAGACAGCACCUAUGACAACCAGUCUAACAACUGGCACCAGAAAGUUUAAGAAACAUUAAUCAUCUCAGGAUUUUACAUGUAUUAUUGUUUGGGACUGUCUAAUAAAUGUUGGGAAAAUGUUACAAGUCUAUAAAUAA
Messenger RNA from Betta splendens (Siamese fighting fish), 3118 nucleotides. RefSeq names its product axonemal dynein light chain domain containing 1 (gene axdnd1). NCBI's taxonomy places the organism in Eukaryota, Metazoa, Chordata, Actinopteri, Anabantiformes, Osphronemidae. The record is from RefSeq and is a predicted model, not a curated record. The coding region runs from base 152 to 3040 and encodes 962 amino acids. The transcript is spliced from 24 exons.